AUGGCGCACGCCGUCUCUCAACAAAUUACCCACGUGCGCGGCGCCGCGCAGAAGCGCGUCGCGCGCAAGAACGCGUCCGCGCGAGGCGUCGUUCGAGCGCGCGCGGGCGAAGGCGAGGUUGACCUCGCGCGUCGUGAGGCCCUCAAGAUGGCCGCUGGAGUUGCGGCGACGUUCGGUUUGGCCGCGAAGAGCGCGAACGCUGCCGAUGACGUCGCCUCCUCUCGCAUGUCGUACUCGCGAUUCUUGGAGUAUCUCGACAUGGGACGCGUGAAGAAGGUUGAUCUGUACGAGCAAGGCACGAUCGCGAUUGUUGAGGCGGUUUCGCCCGAACUCGGCAACCGCGUGCAGCGUGUGCGCGUACAACUCCCGGGCACGUCCUCAGAAUUGCUCAGAAAGUUCCGCGAGAAGAACGUCGAUUUCGCGGCGCACACGAACACGGAAGAUAGUGGCGCAGUGUUCCUCAACUUGCUCGGCAACUUGGCGUUCCCGCUCCUCCUCGUUGGGGGCUUGUUCUUGCUCACGCGACGUCAGCAAGGUGGCGGUAUGGGCGGUGGUCCGGGUGGCAUGGGCGGCCCGGGCAACCCCAUGGCGUUCGGCAAGUCCAAGGCAAAGUUUCAAAUGGAACCGAACACCGGUGUCACUUUCGAUGACGUCGCCGGUGUCCGCGAGGCGAAGAACGACUUCAUGGAAAUCGUUGAGUUCCUGAAGCGCCCUGAGCGAUUCACCGCAGUCGGUGCCAAGAUUCCGAAGGGCUGCCUUUUGGUCGGUCCGCCGGGUACCGGUAAGACCCUUCUUGCCAAGGCGAUCGCCGGAGAGGCGGGUGUUCCGUUUUUCUCCAUCUCCGGUUCCGAAUUCGUCGAGAUGUUUGUCGGUGUCGGUGCAUCCCGCGUCCGCGACCUCUUCAAGAAGGCAAAGGAAAAUGCCCCGUGCAUCGUUUUCGUCGACGAAAUCGAUGCCGUCGGCCGAUCGCGUGGUACCGGUAUUGGAGGUGGUAACGAUGAGCGUGAGCAGACCUUGAACCAGCUCCUUACCGAGAUGGAUGGUUUCGAAGGCAACACUGGCAUUAUCGUCAUCGCAGCGACGAACCGCGCAGACAUUCUCGACCCGGCGCUCCUUCGCCCGGGUCGCUUCGAUCGCCAAGUGCAAGUCGAUGUUCCGGAUCUCGAAGGGCGCAAGGAGAUCUUGGGAGUCCAUGCCAAAAAUAAGCGUUUCGAAGAAGACGUUGACCUUGAAAUGAUCGCAAAGCGAACCCCAGGCUUCUCUGGUGCUGACUUGUCGAAUUUGCUCAAUGAAGCCGCCAUCCUCUGCGGUCGCCGCGGCAAGACCGCGAUCUCCAUCAAUGAGAUCGAUGACUCCGUCGACCGCAUCGUUGCUGGUAUGGAAGGCACGCGCUUGAGCGAUGGUAAGGCGAAGAGCCUCGUGGCGUACCACGAAGUCGGCCAUGCCAUCUGCGGCACCCUCACUCCGGGCCACGAUGCCGUGCAGAAGGUUACCCUUAUCCCGCGCGGUCAAGCCAAGGGCUUGACGUGGUUCAUCCCGGGUGAGGACCCAUCUCUCAUCUCCAAGCAACAAAUCUUCGCGCGUGUCGUCGGUGCCCUCGGUGGACGUGCUGCUGAGGAAGUCAUCUUCGGUGAGGCUGAAGUAACCACGGGGGCGAGCAGCGACCUCAACCAAGUCGCCUCGAUGGCGAAGCAGAUGGUCACCACGUUCGGUAUGUCCGACGUCGGUCCGUGGGCGCUCCAGGAUCCGAGCGCUCAAGGCGGUGACAUGAUCAUGCGCAUGAUGGCGCGCAACUCCAUGUCUGAGAAGCUCGCGAACGACAUCGAUGUCGCCACUAAGCGCAUUGCGGACGAAGCGUAUGAGGUUGCCUUAAAGCAUAUCAGAGACAACCGUGAGGUGAUCGACGUCAUCACGGAGGAGCUUAUGGAGGUUGAAACCAUGACUGGUGAACGCUUCCGUGAGAUCCUCUCUAAGUACGUCACGAUCCCGGAGGAGAACAUUCCGGGUGAGAUUGAGAUGGCCACGGUGAACGCCGCUCGAUAA
Messenger RNA from Ostreococcus tauri, 2043 nucleotides. RefSeq names its product P-loop containing nucleoside triphosphate hydrolase. Gene Ontology annotation, biological process: proteolysis. The transcript is spliced from 2 exons. The record is from RefSeq and is a predicted model, not a curated record. Gene Ontology annotation, molecular function: ATP-dependent peptidase activity; zinc ion binding; ATP binding. The coding region runs from base 1 to 2043 and encodes 680 amino acids. Gene Ontology annotation, cellular component: membrane; chloroplast thylakoid. Lineage: Eukaryota; Viridiplantae; Chlorophyta; Mamiellophyceae; Mamiellales; Bathycoccaceae.